UCAAUCGCGGUAGUCAUCAGCGGCUGCCGCUCUUCGUCGUCCACAAACUUUCGCGCGUGACAGCACGGUGUUUUAGGCAAUAAGAUGUUUUAUCAUAUCUCCCUGGACCACGAAAUCCUGCUGCACCCGCGUUACUUCGGGCCGCAGCUGGUCGAGACUGUGAAACAGAAGCUGUAUGCCGAAGUCGAGGGGACAUGCACGGGGAAGUACGGCUUUGUCGUGGCUGUGACAACCAUCGACAACAUUGGCGGCGGCCUGAUCCAGCCUGGCAGGGGAUUUGUCGUGUAUCCCGUUCGGUACAAGGCCAUCGUCUUCAGGCCCUUCAAGGGAGAAGUGCUUGAUGCUGUAGUCACACAAGUCAACAAGGUUGGCCUGUUCACCGAGAUUGGUCCACUUUCCUGUUUCAUCUCGAGGCAUUCCAUUCCAUCAGACAUGCAGUUUGACCCGAACUCCAACCCGCCGUGCUACAGGACACAGGACGAGGACAUCAUCAUCCAGCAGGACGAUGAGAUCAGGCUGAAGAUUGUGGGCACAAGAGUGGAUGCAUCAGACAUAUUUGCCAUUGGCACGCUGAUGGAUGACUACCUUGGCCUGAGCUGAACCUGCAGACUGCUGCUCUUCAUAUCUCAUCAUGGUCACCUGUCAUGGCUCCACCCCCUGCAAAGAAGUACAUCGUUUUGCACACAUUGCACACAUUAUUCAGUGGAGGCUCAAAUCUUGGUUCACAUUCAGGUGCACUGAAAAUGAAAAGAUAAACCUUGUGUCAAGGGUUAAUUUUUCUUGAUUUACAUUCCUUGGUUGCCCAAAAGGCUCCAUGGCUUGGCUCGGCUGUCUUAAAAGCAGUGUUUGUGAAGAAGUAAAUGUGGGAUGUAAAUUUUGUUUUCAGGUCUUCCUGCUGUUUAAUUUUGAAUUGAGCCCUGUUGUACAGAAAGUAAAAUAAAGUUUUAUGACAUGUCUGG
Messenger RNA from Dermacentor silvarum, 959 nucleotides. RefSeq names its product DNA-directed RNA polymerase II subunit RPB7 (gene Rpb7). Bases 85 to 600 code for a protein of 171 amino acids. The record is from RefSeq and is a predicted model, not a curated record. The transcript has 8 exons. Lineage: Eukaryota; Metazoa; Arthropoda; Arachnida; Ixodida; Ixodidae. Gene Ontology annotation, biological process: positive regulation of nuclear-transcribed mRNA poly(A) tail shortening; DNA-templated transcription; transcription initiation at RNA polymerase II promoter. Gene Ontology annotation, molecular function: single-stranded RNA binding; translation initiation factor binding; single-stranded DNA binding. Gene Ontology annotation, cellular component: P-body; RNA polymerase II, core complex.